GCCGACUCUCUCUUGACUCGCUCAUUGCUGCUUAGGAAGCUUUCCGGUAAUUACAGCGAAACCAGACAUCAGCCUGAGCCAUGCAGGAGCGCGAGCUCGACAGCCCUUAAACCCCCAGUUACGGUUCUGGCGGAAUAAGCAGAGAGGAAAAAUGUCGACCCCAGAUCCUGCACUAGGACCUUCCCCAGGUCCCGGGCCUUCUCCUGGGCCGAUGAUGGGGCCUGGACCCUCACCCGGAUCUUCCCAUGGCAUGAUGGGCCCAAGCCCUGGACCCUCCACCACAUCGGGACACAAUGUCUCUCAACAAGGAGCAACUGGAUACACACAACAGGACAGUAUGCACCCCAUGCACAAAUCUCUGGAGGGUCUACAUGAGAAGAAUGUAGCGGAGGAAUCUCGCUUUGGGCAGAUGAAAGGCGUGUCCAUGAGAGCAGGCGGACAUGCUGGCAUGGGGCCUCCACCGAGUCCUAUGGACCAGCACUCCCAAGGUUACCCCUCUCCACUGGGCUCCUCGGACCACGUCUCCAGUCCUCUUCAGGCCGGCGCCCCUCCGUCCUCCGGUCCUCUACUAUCCUCUUCCUGCACGUCCUCCAGUCCACUGGAGGGUGCUGACUCUCAGCCGAGCCGUUCUGGGACUCAGAGCAACACACCUGGAUCCUCUUCCAACCCAACACCUUUUAACCAAAACCAGCUGCAUCAGCUCAGGGCCCAAAUCAUGGCCUACAAGAUGCUGGCACGUGGACAGCCUCUCCCCGACCACCUACAGAUGGCAGUACAGGGCAAGAGACCCAUGGCAGGCAUGCAGCAAGGCCAGGCUAUGCCAAGUCUGCCCCCUGGUGGAGGAGGAGGGCCAGGUACAGGUCCUGGUCCUUUGGGACCAAACUUCAGUCGAGGGCAUGUGUGUUCUGGAUGCUCCUCAGUGUUGAGUGGUCCAAGUGUCCCCCCGUCUGGCCCAAACACCGUUCCCCCUGCCAAUGGGCCACCAAAAACCUGGCCUGAGGGUCCCAUGGUGAAUGCAGCCACGCCUUCAAAUGCCCCUCAGAAGCUGAUUCCUCCCCAACCCACUGGUCGCCCGUCUCCGGUGCCCCCUUCUGUGCCUCCUGCUGCCUCCCCAGUAAUGCCCCCUCAAACUCAGUCUCCAGGCCACCCCGGACACUCAGCCCAGCCGGCACCCACCAUCCCGCUCCAUCAGAAACACAACCGCAUCACUCCCAUGCAGAAACCCUGUGGCCUGGACCCUGUUGAGAUUCUGCAAGAAAGAGAAUUCAGGCUUGAAGCUCGCAUAACACACCGUAUCCAGGAGCUAGAGAAUCUUCCGGGCUCACUAGCCGGAGAUCUACGUACGAAGGCCACCAUCGAGCUCAAAGCGCUCCGACUGCUCAACUUUCAGAGACAGUUGCGUCAAGAGGUGGUGGUGUGUAUGAGGCGUGAUGCGGCUCUUGAGACGGCUCUGGAUGCGAAGGCUUACAAGCGCAGUAAGAGACAAUCCCUUCGCGAGGCUCGCAUCACUGAGAAACUGGAGAAGCAGCAAAAGAUUGAACAAGAACGCAAGCGGCGGCAGAAACACCAGGAAUAUUUAAACAGCAUCCUUCAGCAUGCCAAAGACUUUAAAGAGUACCAUCGCUCCAUCACUGGAAAGAUCCAGAAGCUGACCAAAGCUGUGGCAACGUACCAUGCCAACACGGAGCGAGAGCAGAAGAAAGAGAAUGAACGCAUUGAGAAGGAGAGAAUGAGAAGAUUGAUGGCAGAAGAUGAAGAGGGUUACAGGAAGCUGAUCGAUCAAAAGAAGGAUAAGCGUCUGGCCUACCUGCUGCAGCAGACUGACGAGUACGUGGCCAACCUAACUGAGCUGGUUCGCGCUCACAAGGCAGCCCAAGCUCUGAAGGAGAAGAAGAAAAAGAAGAAAAAGAAGAAGAAGCUAGAGAAUGCAGAAGGGCAGCCGUUAGCUUUGGGACCAGACGGAGAGCCGCUGGACGAGACGAGUCAGAUGAGCGACCUGCCUGUGAAGGUGAUCCAUGUGGACAGUGGGAAGAUCCUGAGCGGAGUAGAUGCCCCCAAAGCAGGACAGCUGGAUACCUGGCUGGAGAUGAACCCUGGAUAUGAGGUUGCCCCAAGAUCAGACAGCGAGGACACCGGCUCUGAGGAGGACGAGAAGGAGGAAGAGGAAGAACAGCCCCAGCCAUCGCAGGCUCCUGUGGAAGAAAAGAAGAAGAUUCCAGAUCCAGACAGUGAGGAUGUAUCAGAAGUGGAUGCUCGUCACAUCAUCGAGCAUGCUAAGCAGGAUGUAGAUGAUGAGUACGGUGGUGCUGCGUUCGCACGUGGCCUGCAGUCGUACUACGCAGUGGCUCAUGCAGUCACUGAGAGGGUAGACAGACAGUCGUCCUUGUUGAUCAACGGCCAACUCAAACAGUAUCAGAUUAAGGGUUUGGAGUGGCUGGUGUCUCUGUACAAUAAUAAUCUGAAUGGAAUCCUAGCUGAUGAGAUGGGUUUAGGAAAGACCAUCCAGACCAUUGCGCUUAUCACCUACCUCAUGGAGUACAAACGUCUCAAUGGGCCCUAUCUCAUCAUCGUACCGCUUUCAACUCUUUCUAACUGGGUCUACGAGUUUGACAAAUGGGCCCCGUCAGUAGUGAAAGUCUCAUACAAGGGAUCUCCUGCAGCCAGGCGGGCGUUUGUUCCUCAACUCCGCAGCGGCAAAUUUAACGUUCUCCUCACCACCUACGAGUACAUCAUUAAAGACAAACAAGUCCUAGCGAAGAUUCGCUGGAAGUAUAUGAUCGUGGAUGAGGGGCACCGGAUGAAAAACCACCACUGUAAGCUGACUCAAGUACUGAACACACACUACCUGGCUCCGAGGCGUGUCCUGCUGACGGGGACGCCGCUGCAGAACAAGUUGCCUGAACUGUGGGCGCUGCUCAACUUCCUGCUGCCAACCAUCUUCAAGAGCUGCAGCACAUUCGAACAGUGGUUCAACGCCCCCUUCGCCAUGACUGGAGAGAAGGUGGACCUGAACGAAGAGGAGACAAUCCUGAUUAUUCGGCGUCUCCACAAAGUGCUCCGUCCCUUCCUGUUACGUAGGCUAAAAAAGGAGGUAGAAGCUCAGCUACCGGAGAAGGUGGAAUACGUGAUAAAGUGUGACAUGUCAGCGCUGCAGAGGGUUCUCUACAGACACAUGCAAGCCAAAGGGGUUCUGCUUACUGACGGAUCAGAAAAAGACAAGAAGGGAAAAGGUGGCACUAAAACUCUGAUGAACACGAUCAUGCAGUUGAGGAAGAUCUGUAAUCAUCCCUACAUGUUCCAGCAGAUUGAGGAGUCCUUUUCUGAGCACUUGGGUUUCUCUGGUGGUAUUGUACAAGGUGCUGACCUAUAUCGAGCCUCUGGAAAGUUUGAGGUGCUGGACCGGAUCCUUCCCAAACUCCGAGCAACCAAUCACAAAGUGCUGCUCUUCUGCCAGAUGACAACACUGAUGACCAUAAUGGAGGACUAUUUUGCGUACCGCAACUUUAAAUACCUCCGUCUAGAUGGAACCACUAAGGCAGAGGACCGCGGUAUGCUCCUGAAGACGUUUAAUGAUCCCGAAUCGCAAUACUUCAUCUUCUUGCUAAGCACAAGGGCAGGGGGUCUGGGCCUCAACCUACAGAGUGCAGACACGGUGGUCAUCUUUGACAGUGAUUGGAACCCUCACCAGGACCUGCAGGCUCAGGACCGGGCUCAUCGCAUCGGGCAGCAGAACGAGGUGCGGGUGUUGCGCUUGUGCACCGUGAACAGUGUAGAAGAGAAAAUUCUUGCUGCUGCAAAAUAUAAGCUCAACGUGGACCAAAAGGUCAUCCAAGCAGGCAUGUUCGACCAGAAAUCUUCCAGUCACGAGCGCCGUGCGUUCCUGCAGGCCAUCUUAGAGCAUGAGGAGCAGGACGAGGAGGAGGACGAAGUUCCAGAUGAUGAAACUGUGAAUCAGAUGAUUGCAAGGAGUGAAGAGGAGUUUGAUCACUUUAUGCGUAUGGAUUUAGACCGGCGUCGCGAAGAGGCUCGGAACCCGAAGCGCAGGCCUCGACUCAUGGAGGAAGACGAGCUGCCCACUUGGAUCAUGAAGGAUGAUGCUGAGGUCGAGCGGCUCACCUGCGAGGAGGAGGCAGAGAAAAUGUUCGGCCGUGGCUCACGCCAGAGGAAGGAAGUUGACUAUAGUGACUCGCUCACUGAGAAACAGUGGCUCAAGGCUAUAGAAGAAGGCACGCUGGACGAGAUCGAGGAGGAAGUCCGCCAUAAGAAGACGACCCGAAAGAGAAAGCGCGAUCGUGACCUCGAUGCCGGUCCAUCAACAUCAGGGACACGUGGAGCUAGAGACAAAGACGAGGACAGUAAGAGACAGAAGAAGCGUGGAAGACCUCCAGCGGAGAAGAUAACACCGAACCCUCCCAGUCUCACCAAGAAAAUGAAGAAGAUUGUGGAAGCUGUUAUUAAAUACAAAGAGAGCAGUAAUGGCCGGCAACUGAGUGAAGUCUUCAUCCAGUUGCCGUCUCGUAAAGAGCUCCCCGAAUACUACGAGCUGAUCCGCAGACCCGUCGACUUCCGCAAGAUCAAGGAGCGAAUACGCAGCCACCGCUAUCGCAGUCUGAAUGACCUAGAGAGAGACGUGAUGCUCCUGUGUCAGAAUGCUCAGACCUUUAACCUGGAGGGCUCACUGAUUUACGAGGACUCAAUUGUGCUGCAGUCGGUGUUUACUAGCCUACGACAAAAGAUUGAGAAGGAGGAAGAGAGUGACGGAGAGGAGAGUGAUGAAGAGGAUGAGGAACAGGACGAAGGUUCUGAGUCUGAGUCUCGUUCAGUCAAGGUAAAGAUUAAACUUGGCAGAAAAGAGCGCAGUACCGAAAGAGGAAAAGGCAGAAGGAGGGGAGGAAGAACCAGAGCCAAGCCUGUGGUCAGUGAUGAUGACACAGAGGAAGAACGAGAAGAGGAACGCUCUAACACUGCCAGUGAUGAAGACCAAGGAUAGAAGACACUAAUCAACGUAAACUGUGUUGUUAACGCCUUAGCAAAGUCGCAUCUUUUUUUUUUGCGGCAAUUAUUGUACUUUUUAGUCACGAUGAAUUAUAUAUUGUAUCGAUAAAUAAAUCUGAAUUGAUACCAGGUUAACCACACACACACACACGCACACACACACACACUGGACAUAGCUAGUCUAGCAACUAGUAAAUCAAAUAGACAGUUGUGCUUAUACUGCAUGCGCUUUGAUGUUGACAAUUUGUAGCACACUGCCCCUUUGUGGACCCAUUUGUUUUUACAAUGAAUUCCACAUUAGUCGUACUGUAUAUUGUGUGUAUAUUAAUGAUGUAUCCUGUCAGCUGUUUCCACACGUGAAUUAUGUCGCGCUUGUGUUAAAUUUGUAGUGCUGUGCCGUCUUCAUUUCUUUUAGCGGCAUACGAUUGGUGAGCGAUCAUUUACCAUUCAACAGCAUGCAAAUAGGGUUAGCAAUUAAUCUGUCGUUAUAUUUCUUUCCCAGCUUGAGGUACUUGUAACUAAAAGUUAAGGCAGCCAACAAGAUGGUGUGUAAGAACUUUUGAGCUCCAUGUACUGUGUAUCGCGUCCAAAAAACGUGUCUGACACACCAUUGGCGGUCUUGACGUGUUUGUUGCUCUGGAUUAGAGCAGAUUUCAGAUAAAACAAAAGUUGAUGUUGUUUUUCGAUUGUGGACAGCAUGCUGAUUCACUGUAUGUUUUGAUUUUGUAGAAACGUGAUGUCAAGUAGAAGUAAAAAAGAAAAAAAAAAGAAAAAAGCUU
Molecule: messenger RNA, 5774 nt
Organism: Silurus meridionalis
Lineage: Eukaryota; Metazoa; Chordata; Actinopteri; Siluriformes; Siluridae
Product: transcription activator BRG1
Exons: 33
Coding region: 152-4990 (1612 amino acids)
Biological process (GO): positive regulation of transcription by RNA polymerase II
Cellular component (GO): nucleus
Molecular function (GO): transcription factor binding; ATP-dependent chromatin remodeler activity; ATP binding
Source: RefSeq, a predicted model, not a curated record